Malaya genurostris is the source of this 4706-nucleotide messenger RNA. RefSeq lists its product as uncharacterized. NCBI's taxonomy places the organism in Eukaryota, Metazoa, Arthropoda, Insecta, Diptera, Culicidae. Gene Ontology annotation, molecular function: zinc ion binding. The transcript has 6 exons. The record is from RefSeq and is a predicted model, not a curated record. Bases 110 to 4534 code for a protein of 1474 amino acids. Gene Ontology annotation, cellular component: nucleus.
CUUUCACAGUAAAUGAAAAAAUCAAUGUGUUGUUUUUGGUUUAGAAUGAUACUUUUAUACUGAAAAUAGUUUUUUGUGUAAAGUGAAGCAUUAAUUUACAAAAAUUAACAUGGCUCGCCGGACUUCAGUUGGUUCAUAUACUGAAUUACAAUCAGUACAUAAAUUGGAUGAAGAGAGUCAACUACCGGACUAUUGCCGAUUAUGCUUGGCAGAAAAUGUACAGAUGGUUACACCAAAGGAUAAUAAGGCGUUUACUCACCUUACUGGAAAAAUCAAAGAUUGUUUACAGCUGGCCAUAAGCGUUGAGGAUCUCUCUCAUUCUUUGAUAUGCAAAAAAUGCUACGAAUCUUUAGAACAGUACAAUCAGUUUCGUUUGCGUUGCACGCGAUAUGCAACGUAUCUGAGUAUGCGAAAAUCAUUACAUCCAGAUCGAAAACAAUUGUUACGAUACGGUGAUAACUGGUACUGGUAUUCGUGUAUGGGCAAGAAUUUGCACUCCGUCAUCUGGGGUUGCAGUGUAGUUUGCUGUCCAGCAUACAUCGUUUCAUAUCCCUCUGGAAAGGUGUGUACAAAAAAUGCCAAUCAUUUACACAAGCAGAGAAUGGAAGAGGUGAAAUCGGUUUACUCUAAUGGGGAAUUUGUCUACGAUGGAUAUAGAUUUAGUUUCGAUCUAAUCACUCAUAAUAGAUCACUUAUGUUUGAAUGUAAAAGUCUAAAUGACCCAAAGAAGAAAUGCAAAGCUAUUUUGAUAACAAAUGAUAGAAGCGAAGUAUUAUCAAUGGGAGAGCAUAGUCACGCCAGAGAAACUAUAAUAGAAUCUGCGGUCAAAGAUUGCGACACGGGGUACAAACAAGCGGUUACCUUGAUUCGCGGUCCAUUGCGUGAGUUAGUUCUCUGUCAAGGAUUUUGGUAUGAAACUGUAUCUAGACAAAGCAGUGAGUCAUACUGGAACUGUAUCCGUCCUAGUUGUUUGGGUGCGAUGACCAUGACAAAUGGAGUGGUCGAAUUUCAUGGUAGCCAUUUUCAUCAACCGGUAUGGCUGAAAUGGGGUUUCCAAGUGCAAAAGAAUACCGAACCUAGAAGCCCUGUGCUGAUGAAAAUAAUAAAUCCUCCAUCUGUCCCGAAAACGCAUCAUAAACUAGUCACAAUUCCAGUUGGUCCUACAAUACAACAACAUACAUUGAAAAAUGAUUCCGCUUUUUCGAAACAACAUGCAACACAAACUAAUAGUUCCAUACAACGAGCAUCAUCAUCGAUGCCAACUGACCAAGAGUUCAAAAUUGAAAAAACUAGACGUGUUAGUCCGAAUUCCAGUAAGUUGGUAGAUUCAGUAUGCAUUAGUGAGCAACCGGUCACAUUUUCGAACAGUGCAUUUGGCACACAUAAAAGAAUUUCAGACAGUGCAUCGACGACGACAAGUGAUUUAUCCAUUCCUAAAAUAAUACCUUCAUCAGACAGUACCGUUGAAAGUCAAUCAAAAGUCAAGGUAGAAACUAUACAACAAAAACCGUUAUCUAGGGGAAAACUCAAUGUCCGGCAGAAUCAUUUCAUAAAACCUAUUCCUUUUAAAUCUCACCGUCAACUUCAACCAACUCCAACACCAGUCGGAAUACCCAAAAUAUUACAUGUCAUGUCUCUCAACAAAGAUGCUUCAAACCGCAUACGAAGACCGCUGCCACCUGUGACCGUUCCACAGCCAUUGGUUCAAUCGACAAUAAAGACAGAGAAUGAAUACGACACAGCAGACGAAGAGGAAGAACCAGAAACUAUUACGGAUGAGAUCUUACCAACAUUUUGCCAGACGGUUGUCAAUGAUAAGUCUGAGGAGCAAUCAUUGGACGUACCAAGGCCCAUGAUGCUGGUCGCUUCUGGUUCUAUUACCAAGGAUAACACAUUGAAAGUAACUGCGCUUGAUUCCACAUUCGAUGGAAACAUUUCGCGUGUCCCAUCCUUGAAUGUACCGAACAAUCAGGAAAAUAAUUCUGGUACAACAGAGAAUACUCUUUCAACUGAACAAGAAGAGGAUAGUCUUCGGGAUCUUCAAGAUGAUGAUGAAGUUCCUCCGAUUAUUCCCAUUGAUGUGAAUCGUCCUGGUUCAACAGGCAAACAAGUCGCCACUCCUCGAACAGUUACGCCGCAAUCAGUUGUUUCGGAGGUAUCUAAGAGUACUUUUAAGAGUGAACCGUCUCCGGUGCAUACUUACAACGUAGAUCGUUUCAAAAGAAUCGUGUCUCCUUUGAAAAAUAGGUCCUUUUCAACGCUACCACAAAAAAGAUUUGGCAGUGAAAUACAGUUCCAUGGAACAACGAUCAAGAAAUUGAAAACCUCAACUAAAUCUUCCGGUGCGAAAGAGCGCACAGUGAUUGAUAUAUACGAGACUAUUGAAUUAGGUGAGCACAAUGGUAACGACGAUUCCGUUAUGGAAGAUCCGAUUGCUGUUCCCACCGAACCACAUGAAUUGAUUGGAGUAAGACGCGAUAGUAAUAAUCAAGAACAAGAUUCUAUGUCUGAAAAUGACGUUCAAUCAGGAAAUAUUCAACCAGCAACUAACCCUGGCGAAGAUGAUAAUAAUCUCGACGAUAAUAGUUCUUGUCCGAUUUUGGAGGACGCACAUCGAAGCACGUCUCAACCAGGUGUUGCUGUUCCAACGGAACAGUUGAAACCGCUUAUGACAAAAGAAACCACUAACACAGAGAAGAAACUUAGCGAUGUGAAAAAGACAAUCAGAACUGUGCAACUGGUUAAGCUCCAAAAAUCCGAACAGAUGCUCAAUUUCGAAGGACAUUUGUAUAAAAUUAAGUGGUGUCACCAACGUAGUAACUUUUGGGACUGCAUGCUGAGAGAACAGGUUCAGUGUCCAGCUAUCUUGGAAACCAAAGGAAAUGAUUCGCAAUCGUGGACCAAGUAUGGGUUACACAAUCACAAGGUACCCAAACCAGUCGCCAAUGAGGAAAAUGCUGGUAGAUAUCAGAUGCUCAGUGCGACCAAAGGAAUCAUGAACGUGAAACUACCUGUUCUACAGACGGUUAAAAUAGAAGAUAUCAAAGAGCAGGAAGGACAAAUGAUGUACCUAAGGAAACGAAAACUGUUUAAAUACAAAAUCGGGUUGGAAAAUUCGAAACCAAAGUUGUAUUUCAUCGAUUACGUCUAUGAUAUAAAAGAACCAGGCAGCCCUGGAUUCAGGUGGCAAUGUGUCACAUGCAGUAGCAUAUUGGAUACUGAUGAGAAGUUCAGUAUCGCUAAAGAAGUGGCAGAAAACCACAAUCACGAACCAGUGCAAACUGUCGUUGAUUUGAUCAAGAAUGAUGUAGAUGGGUCGAAGGUAUCACCUAAGGAUACAAUUCAUACGUCACCACUAACAAAGUCAAUUGAAGUAACCGAACAACCUAAAAAAGUUGGUUUAACAACACCAAAUGCCCAACAAUCUAAAGAUGGACAUUCUGAAGAUGACGGAGUCGAAGAUUUAUUCGCAAACGCUCCAGGGAAUUAUUCAGUACAGCCCGACAAAGCAGAGGAGCAAUCAGACGAUGAUGAAGUUGUGUUAGAUUCAUUGAGUGGACAAUUUAUGUCAAAGAUGGAUAUGAAACGGAAACAAAACAGAGCCAUUCUCCUGGGUAACGAAGAUGAAGACGACGACGAAGAAAUACUUGAUCCCCUAACAGGCAAGUUUAGACGAAAGGGUGACAUUGACCAAGAAGAAAAUGUUGCUGAGGAUGUCGAGAUAGAUGACAAUAGUCAACAAUCUAAGCCAGAGGAUGAUUUGCCUAAUGAAGAUUUCGAAGAGUUAUUGAAAGGAACGUCUAAUGGUGAAACCAGCAGACAGAAGAAUUUCAAAAAAUUUAAAUCUAACUCAUUAGCCGCUUUAAAACAAGAAAUUUCUUUACACAAGAAAUUGAGGGAUGUUGACACUAAUCGAAAUUUCGAAAUCUUGAUACAGGAUGAUAACUCAUGCUUAAUUCGCUUCAACGCUUUCACCUACCAGUUGGAUAAUAUACAAGAAACGUUUUCCGUUUGGAAAUGUCAUCUUUCACCACAAUACGCUUGUCGUGGAAAAAUACAUCUCAACAACAGUUUGAUGGAAGUAUCUGUUGGUGGAGUUAAUCAUUGUCAUGUGGCUUCCGUUCGAGACAUGUUCAUUGCGCAUACAGAUCAAGAAGAAGGAAAGAUAUCAGAUAAGGACCGGGAAGCUAGUUGGCAGUACACGUUUUAUAAACUACCGAAAAGUGUGUUCCUUCUGCGCUUAGAUGACGGUUACUUUUACAGCUGUCAAACGAUUUCGAAUAGUGGUGUCAGCUGUUGGCGAUGUGCACAACGACAAAGUUUAAACUGUAAAGCAAUAGCGACAAUGGAGGGAGACUUCCUUUCUUUGGCCAGGAAUCGAUUCGCUCACAGUCACGAAAAACCUGUUGGCGAUUCAACAAAUGAUGGAAAAAAUGUACCUUUUGACAUUAGUCAGGAACUUGUUAGUACGAAAAGUGCCGAGUUGAAAAAGAUUCAAGGAGAUAGGAAAAAACAAAAGCGACAGACGGUUUAGAAUGAUCGUCAUAAUAUAAUUUUUCAAAUAAUUAUAUUAUCAAAUAAAUAGGCUAGUUGAUCAGUUAUGCUAGAUCGCGUUUCCUUAACAAUGUGAGAUAGAGAGCCUCAAAUUUACUCAAUUUUUUCUUUAAUCAAACAAAUAAACAUCACUGGGAUACAAAAGAAAAAAA